UCAAUCCUUUUUACAUUUUCCAGCUAUUCAGUGUGAUCCUCUGGUGCACGGAUGAAUAUUAUUACUAUGCAAUAGCCAUUGUGAUCAUGUCUCUGAUCUCCAUUGCCAGCUCUCUGUACAACAUCCGAAAGCAAUACACGAUGCUGCAUGACAUGGUGGCAACUCACAGCAUCAUCAGGGUGUCCAUCAGCAGAGCAGACCACGGUGUGGAAGAGGUUCUUUCCACGGACCUGGUGCCCGGGGACGUCAUCGUGGUCCCGCUCCGUGGAAUGAUCAUGCCCUGCGAUGCAGUGCUUCUCAGCGGAACCUGCAUCGUCAACGAAAGCAUGUUGACGGGUGAGAGCGUCCCUGUCACCAAGACCAACCUGCCCAAUCCGUCCAAGGACUCCCAGGCCCUGGAGGGUGAGGUGUACUGCCCAGACGGGCACCGGAGGCACACGCUCUUCUGUGGCACAACGGUCAUUCAGACCCGCUUCUAUACUGGGGAGCUCGUCAAGGCUGUGGUCAUCAGAACAGGUUUCAGCACUUCGAAAGGGCAGCUGGUCCGCUCCAUCUUGUAUCCAAAGCCCACGGAUUUUCAGCUCUACAGGGAGGCCUACCUGUUUUUGCUCUGCCUGGUGGGGGUGGCAGGCAUUGGGUUCCUGUACACAAUUGUCAUCAGCAUUCUUCACCAGGUUCCUGCCAACACCAUCAUCAUUGAGUCUCUGGACAUCAUCACCAUCACGGUCCCGCCGGCUCUUCCUGCUGCCCUGACGGCAGGGAUUGUGUACGCGCAGCGGCGGCUGAAGAAGGUUGGGAUCUUCUGCAUCAGCCCCCAGAGGAUCAACAUCUGUGGGCAGCUGAAUCUCGUGUGCUUUGACAAGACAGGGACCCUGACUGAGGAUGGCCUGGACCUCUGGGGGAUCCAAAGGGUUGAUAAUGCCUGCUUCCACAUGCCCGAAGAAAACGCGUGCAAGGAGAGCUUGGUGAAGUCGCCCUUCAUCGCCUGCAUGGCCACUUGCCAUUCCCUUACCAAGAUCGAAGGGGUGCUUUCAGGAGAUCCACUUGAUCUGAAGAUGUUUGAAGCCACUGGAUGGGUUCUUGAAGAAGCAACAGAAGAGGAAACAGCCCUUCAUAACCGGAUUAUGCCCACGGUUGUCCGGCCGCCUAAGCAGCUUCUUCCAGACUUCAAAGCUGGAAGCAACAAGGAAAUGGAGCUUUUUCAGCUCUCGGCCAGUUACGAAAUCGGGAUCGUGCGGCAGUUUCCCUUCUCUUCCGUCUUGCAACGGAUGUGCGUAGUGGCCAGAAUCCUGGGGGAAAAGAAGAUGGACGCCUUUGUGAAAGGGGCCCCAGAAGUGGUCGCGGGGCUGUGCAGGCCAGCCACUGUGCCAGCUGACUUUGAACGGGUGUUGGAGGACUACACGCAGCAGGGCUUCCGGGUCAUUGCUCUUGCUCACAGAAAGCUGGAGUCCAAGCUGACCUGGCACAAGGUCCAGAACGUGGGCCGAGAUGCCAUCGAGGCCAACAUGGAUUUCAUGGGGCUAAUUAUAAUGCAGAAUAAACUCAAGCCAGAAACUCCAGCUGUACUUGACGAUUUGCACAAAGCCAACAUCCGCACAGUCAUGGUCACAGGCGAUAACAUGCUGACUGCCAUCUCUGUGGCCCGGGAUUGUGGAAUGAUUCUACCUCAGGACAAGGUCAUUGUGGCUGAAGCACUACCUCCAAAGGAUGGGCACCCCGCCAGGAUCAAGUGGCACCAUGCAGAUGCCCUUGAAAGGGGUUCUGAUGCCAUGCCCACCAUUAACUCAGAGGAUAUUCCAAUUAAACUUGCCCAGCAGAACUUUGAAGACUUCCACAAAGCCAAAUUCCAUUUUGCCAUGAACGGGAAGUCUUUUGCAGUCAUCCAGGAACACUUUCAGGACCUUGUUCCGAAGCUUGUGCUGCACGGCACGGUGUUUGCUCGCAUGGCACCGGACCAAAAGACGCAGCUGGUGGAGGCCCUGCAGAACGUUGAUUACCACGUGGGGAUGUGUGGCGAUGGAGCCAACGACUGUGGCGCUCUGAAGAGGGCCCAUGGUGGUAUUUCGCUCUCUGAGCUGGAAGCGUCCGUUGCUUCUCCCUUCACCUCCAGAACACCCAGCAUUUCCUGCGUGCCAAACCUGAUCAGGGAAGGCCGCACCGCCCUAAUGACUUCCUUCUGCGUGUUCAAAUUCAUGGCUUUGUAUAGCAUUAUCCAGUAUGUCAGCGUCACUCUGCUAUACUCUGUCCAGAGCAACCUGGGAGACUUCCAGUUCCUCUUCAUUGACCUCGCCAUCAUUCUGGUGUUGGUCUUCACCAUGAGCCUGAAUCCUGCAUGGAAAGAGCUUGUGCCUCAGCGGCCACCCUCUGGCCUCAUCUCGGGGCCCCUCCUCUUCUCUGUCCUGUCCCAGAUCCUCAUCUGCCUGGGCUUCCAGAUUCUGGGCUUUCUGUGGGUCAAGCAGCAGCUCUGGUACGAGACUUGGACCCCACUCUCAGACGCCUGCAACCGCUCAGGAGCUGCCUUGGCCAACGCUUCCCAGCACGUUAACGCGUCUGACCACGACGAGCAUAACAUCCGAAACUACGAGAACACGACCCUCUUCUUCAUCUCCAGCUUCCAGUACCUCAUCGUUGCCAUUGUCUUUUCCAAGGGCAGGCCCUUUCGGCAACCUUGCUACAAAAACUAUCCGUUCGUGGUCUCUGUGCUGGCCCUUUAUGCCUUCGCUCUGACCUUCCUGCUGUACCCAGUGGCAGCCAUUGAAUCCUUCUUCGAGCUGGUCUGCGUGCCUUACGCUUGGCGUAUCACAGUUCUCCUCAUCGUAGUCGUCAAUGCCGUUGUGUCCAUUCUGGUGGAGGAGGGCCUGGACCGUUGCCACGGAUGUGCCCUGCCGGCACUGCUGGGCCUGAAGAAGAGGCCUCCCAAGGCCCGCUACAUGCACCUGGCCCAGGAGCUGCUGGUGGACCCGGAGUGGCCGCCCAAGGGCCGCACGACGACAGAGGCCCCUGGCCCCGCCUGCCAAAACGGCUCCUGCCAAGUCAUCACCAUGACGUAGCGGAGGCCACGCCGGUGCAGGCUGGGGCUGUCGACAGGUUGAGCUGGACGGCCGGGGCCCCCUCCCCUCCCUCCCUCCCUCCCUGCCGAGGCCGUCUUCCUCCAGCCAGCCUGGAAAGACCUUCUCCUCGGCCACGGCUCUCGAGGCAAGUUGAGCAGCCCGAAGAGCAAUGGGGCCUGCCUGGAACAAGGACUCGUGCCUCCCCAGAGCCGCACAAGGGGCGGAACUGCCUUUGCCGCUGUUUGCCUCCAGAAGCACGUGGGCUGGAUUUGGAUGCGCUUCUCCAUCUGCAGCUAUGCAGAGGAAAGGGCCCUCCGCCCCGUCUGAAGUG
This is a messenger RNA of Python bivittatus (Burmese python), 3381 nucleotides long. The record is from RefSeq and is a predicted model, not a curated record. Lineage: Eukaryota; Metazoa; Chordata; Lepidosauria; Squamata; Pythonidae.